AUGGCUGAAGCCCACUCUGCUGUUGCCUUUUCCUUCACUGUGACCCCUGAUGGGUAUGAUGUCAACAUCAAUCAUGAGGCUCUCCGAGCUGUCUGGGAGAGUGGCGUUCUUUCCUGGAAGAAGAGGAUUGGUCGACUAAAGAAUCAAAUUCGGAAUGGCGUCUUUCCAGCAUCCCUCUCCUCUUGGCUGUUUGUGGCCACUCUUAUUUUGGGGAUUAGGCUUACUGGUCUGUUUGAUCCUUCCUAUGGAUUUAUUGACCUGAUCCACAAACAUACGCCUGGAAUCAAAAAUGCAUCCCAUCCAGUUGGGCUGUACUGCAGCACAAUUCUGUUUGCCACCCUAGCAUGGAUCGUCAAGUGCCUGGUGCUAAAGUACUUCCUGAAGCUUCUGCUCACCUACCACAAUUGGAUAUAUGAAGUACAUGGUAAAAUGACGUUGAAGACCAAGCUUUGGUUUAUGCUGAUUCGAUUGUAUGGAGGCAGAAAACCUUUACUUAUGAGUUACCAGGCCUCCCUGCCCAAGCUUCCAGUACCCAGCAUUAAAGAAUCAGUGGACAAUUAUUUGCACUCAGUAAAACAUCUGAUGUCCGAAGAAAACUACAAGGAAAUGGAAAAACUUGCUGAAGACUUCCAGUCAGGGAUUGGAAAUAAGUUGCAGCGCUAUCUCAUCCUGAAAUCAUGGUGGGCCACUAAUUAUGUGUCCGAUUGGUGGGAGCAGUAUGUGUAUCUCAGAGGCCGGUCACCAAUUAUGGUCAACAGCAACUACUAUGGAGUGGAUGCCCUGCUGGUAUCUCAUUCAACAGUCCAGGUGGCUCGGGCUGCCAACCUAAUAUACGCCAUGCUCAUGUACAGGAGAGAAUUAGACAGGGAGGAACUCAGUCCCAUUCUCAUCAAUAAGAUUGUUCCACUUUGCUCUGCUCAGUAUGAGCGCCAGUUCAACACAACACGGAUUCCAGGAAUUGAAACAGAUCAUCUACUUCAUCUAAAAGACAGCAAUCACAUCACAGUUCAUCACAAGGGCCGCUACUUCAAAGUCUACAUUAGACACAAGGGCAAACUACUCAAGCCUUGUGAGAUAGAAAUAAUGCUGCAGAAGAUUGUUGAUGAUGAGAGCGUCCCAGCUGAGGGUGAGGAGCACCUGGCAGCACUUACGGCAGGUGAGAGGAUCCCUUGGGCCAAGGCUAGGAAGGAGUUCUUCAGUAAAGGCAAAAAUAAGGCUUCCCUGGAUGCUAUUGAGAAGGCUGCCUUCUGUGUAAGCCUGGACACAGAGCCUCAGAUGUAUGAUCCUAAUGACCCAUCAAAGCUUGACCGCUAUGGGAAGGCGAUGCUGCAUGGCAAGGGACAUGACCGAUGGUUUGACAAGUCCUUUACCUUCGUUGUUUGCUCAAACGGAAUGAUUGGCUUUAACGCUGAGCACUCGUGGGCUGAUGCACCCAUCAUGGCACAACUGUGGGAGGUUUCCCAGUGCCAGCAGGUGAUCCAGACAAGUCUACAGGUGGCCCGCGCUCUGCUCAACGAUGUGGAUCUGCACAUCAUGAUGUUCCGGGAGUUUGGUAAGGGCUUUGUCAAGACAUGCAGGGUCAGCCCAGAUGCUUUCAUACAGACAGCUGCAGCUAAGAACUACCGGCUGGAGAAACACUUCUGUCUGACAUACGAGUCUUCUAUGACCAGACUGUUCCGUGAGGGCAGGACGGAGACAGUCAGGUCUUGCACACAGGACACCUGCAACUUUGUCAAGGCUGUUGAAGAAGGAAGACCGAACACAGAGUGUAUCAAACUAUUACAAAAGGCAGCAGAAUUCCACCAGAAACUCUAUCGGGACUCCAUGACCGGCAAAGGUGUUGACCGACAUCUCUUCUGCCUGUAUGUGGUGUCCAAAUACCUGGGCGUGGACUCACCUUUUCUGGCUAAAGCUCUCAGUGACCCCUGGAAGUUGUCCACUAGCCAGACUCCUCACCAGCAGACAGACAAAUUGGAUCUUGACAAGCAUCCAGAUCGUAUCUGUGGCGGAGGUGGUUUUGGUCCAGUAACUGAUGAUGGCUAUGGUGUGUCCUACAUGAUUGCUGGAGAGGACACCAUCUUCUUUCACAUCUCUUGUAAAAAAUCCUGCCCACAUACGGAUGCUCACAAGUUUGGAGCCACUCUGAAGCAGUCUCUAUGUGACAUGCGGCACCUGUUUCAAAAGUGA
Molecule: messenger RNA, 2187 nt
Organism: Candidula unifasciata
Lineage: Eukaryota; Metazoa; Mollusca; Gastropoda; Stylommatophora; Geomitridae
Source: the annotation of a GenBank genome assembly